Molecule: messenger RNA, 4044 nt
Organism: Anguilla anguilla (European eel)
Lineage: Eukaryota; Metazoa; Chordata; Actinopteri; Anguilliformes; Anguillidae
Product: dual specificity tyrosine-phosphorylation-regulated kinase 4-like
Exons: 10
Coding region: 2250-3533 (427 amino acids)
Biological process (GO): peptidyl-serine phosphorylation; peptidyl-threonine phosphorylation
Cellular component (GO): nucleus
Molecular function (GO): protein serine/threonine/tyrosine kinase activity; ATP binding; protein serine/threonine kinase activity
Source: RefSeq, a predicted model, not a curated record
CGCUUUUUAUCCAAAGCGGCGUACAAUAAAUGCAGGUUUGACAAAAUAGGUAGGAGUUCAAAAGCUUUCGUUGGUUUUUGUAAAAAAUAAAUAAAUAUAUUAAGGGUGGGGACUGGGUCAACAUUAAUCAAAUGUUUUUAUUGGGAGUGGUGAGACUUUCACAGUCAACACUGAUGUCAAAGAUCAGGCGUAAACAAAUUAUACUAUAGGAUAGUAUCAAUACAUGGCUAAGUACAAUGUAAACGUUAAAACUGUCGUUUAAUCCCAAUGAUAGGUAGAUUUCGAAGUAAAGGUGGCCUACACGUCAAACCAAGCUGGCAUUUCAAGAAUCCUUGUGGUUUAAAAAAAGCCUCCUUUUUACAUUGCACAGUUCUUCAGUUUGCUGGCGCUGUUUUGUGAAUGUUAUUGUGACGUCAUAAUUAAUGUCAUAUCGGCCAAUGUGAUGGAGCAACGAGUCGAGAGAUCAAAUCCGUCAGUCUUCGUCAGUUCGUUAGCAGAACCAGUAUACCAGCCAUGAACUCCCCAGUUUAGUUAAGAGGUGGUAAGCAUAACUGACGUUGCACCCGUUAGGGUGAACAAACUGCAUUCCUGCAGUACUUGCAGGUUGCUCUUUAUGUAGUUUAUGCAAUUGUUGUUUUUAACUUUUAUACCUAAAUUGUAUUGCUGCUGAACUAUUUUAUUUUCAAGGGGAGUUCAUCUUUACAGUUAAUUAAACAUAUAGCACAGUAAUUAGUCUGUUCUCAUAAAUGAGGUUGCAUACAUGCACACAAAUUACCUUGGAGGACGAAUGGUUAUUUUCUCAGGUAAUUACUUCAAUGCUUGAUUUGGAGAUUCAAUUUCAUUAUUAAUUUCAUUUAAUUAAUUUCAUUAUCAAUAAAGAUACAUAAAUAAUGAAUUGCAGACUGUUUUGUCUGCAUGCAUUAUUUUAACAGAAAAGCAGAAAUGGAGAACAAGGUCAUUGAGGAUAAGGAUGACUGUAACAAAUGUGAGAAAAUGGUAAGUGUUCAUCGACCUGUCACCUGUUCAAGUGUGUGUGCCUCUUCCUGGCUCCACCCCCACACCUUACACGGCUCGACAGACUUCAGGACCAGGAUAUAAUUUGGGGACUCAUUCACACAACUGCAUUGGUGCUAAACAGAAUGUAAUGAUGCACAUCCCAUUUAAAUAUCCCAUCCCAGCUGGCAGGACAUCUCUCCUAUAAUCUCGUCUUCAUUCCUGUCCUCUCAUUCUCCUUCCUCAUCCUUCCUGGUGAAAGUUUGACGGGAGCACGGGAACCGUGUCCCAGAUGCAGUCUCUGGUCAAGCAGGCCUGUGUGGCGAUGCAGUGCACUAAGCUCCGCUCCCCAGCGUACAGCCUGCAAUCCGAGAUCAUCAAGAAGGCCAUGGAGAACAGGCACCAGAUGCGUCAGGUGAAAUCGGCGCUGGCUCUUCGCUGCACGCUAAACUGCACCACUGUGUUUGCCACACAAGCCUGUUAGAACUGGGGACCUGUUAUAGUGGGUCUGGGUCACCGUAACUCCACCCCCAUGUCCACGCCAGCAGGGCAUGGGUUCAGUGAUACGGACUGUAGCCGCUCCUACUCUAAUCCUGUUUAGAUAAUCACCCUUUGAUUUCUCUGGUGUUUCUGUCCCACCUUGCCUCUUGUCCUUCCUCUUCCUGUAGAAGAUGAAUGUGGCCACGGGCACCACACAGAUGCGAGUACCGGUCAGGCAGGUGACGCCCAUGUUCAACAAUGCUAAGCUCCACCCCCUCAGGUGCAGUGCCCAGUCCGAAGUUGGGAGGAAGAAGGUGGAUAAAACCAAACAGGCUGACCAGGCCAAUGGUGUGAAUGUGGGCACUGCGGCCCAAGUGCAGGUGCCCGGCAGGCAGGUAACAGCCAGGCAGGUGGUGGCGAUGCUGAACAACCCAAAGCUCCUCUCCCUCAAGUGCAGCAUCAUGCCUGACGUCAGGAAGAAAGUGGUAGAGUGUGGCAUCCAGACAGACCAGGCGAGACCAGAGUUCUCCUUUCAUAGGGGUGCCCUUAACACUGUGGUCACAGUGAUCACUGUGUGCAGGCAUCUUAUGCCCAUUGUUUAAACAGACCUGGAUAGAGUUCUGAGCAAUUCUCUGAGUACAUCGCCAGUGAGAGGACUGAAGUCCCUCUAUAGCUGACCUCUUGACCCUUUAACCUGACAGAAAGAGAAGUCAAAGGUCAGCAUCCCUUUGAGGCCCACAGAGGAGGAGGCAAAGAGUGUCUCCAACAAGCCAAAAAUGGCCUGGAGGCGGCUGACACUGCCCAUGUCACCAGAAGUUGCUAUGAAGCACUUCCUUGAGAACUUGACCAGCUUGGAGCAGAAGGAGAUCCUGGACUUCCCUCAGAUUUGGUACCUGGGCCUGGGCGCUGAGAGGAAAAGGGGGGAUGCCAAAGGCAUGCCUGAGAACUCUGAGGAAACCAGCUCCGUCUAUGAUGAUGCGAAGUGCAUCUAUAUCCCGGUACUGCGUGACCACAUUUCCUACCGCUACGAGAUUCUGGAAAAGCUUGGGCAAGGAUCUUUUGGCCUGGUUCUGAAAUGCCUGGACCACAAGACCAAAGAGCUGGUGGCCCUGAAAAUUAUCCACAACCAGAAGAGUGCCAGCCGCAUGGCCCUCAGGGAACUGGAGAUCCUGGAUGUGGUCCGGAAGGAAGACAGCGAGAACUGCUACAACGUUAUCCACAUGAAGGAACACAUGAACUUCCGGAACCAUAUCUGCAUUGUCUUCGAGCUCCAGGGAAUGGACCUGUACAGGCUGAUCAGGAACAACAACUUCCAUGGUUUCACCUUGUCCCAGACACAUCACUAUGCUGCCGCGCUGGUCACCAGCCUGCAGAUGCUCCACAGGAAAAAAAUUAUCCACUGUGACCUCAAGCCGGAGAACAUCCUUCUGUCAGAGAAAAGACAUGGAAACAUCAAGGUGGCCGACUUUGGGUGCAGCUUCUACGAGCACCAGAAAGGGUACACCUAUGUCCAGACACGGUUCUACCGUGCCCCAGAAGUGAUCCUAGGCCUUCCCUUUGGCACAGCCAUUGAUAUGUGGAGUCUGGGCUGUAUCCUGGCUGAGCUCUACACUGGCAACCCACUGUUCUCUGGGACCAAUGAGGCAGAUCAGCUCUCCUGCAUCAUGGAGGUGCUGGGAAUGCCCCCAGAUGACAUUAUUCAGAUGGCACCCAGAAGGAAGGUAUUUUUUGAUUCUGAGGGCCAGCCAAAAAACCUCACAAGAAAGCCAGCUAACUCCAGAGAACUGACCAGCGUUUUGAAGAACGUGGAUUUGCUUUUUUUAGACUUCAUGAGGCGCUGUCUUGUGUACGUGUUGUGUCUGGUCUGCCUUAUCACACUGAAGACAAACCGAUGUUGUGAGUGUCACUGUCAGGUCAAUAGGCCAUUGGUCCUGGAACCCGUGCCCAAGCACACUGACUCUGUGUGUCUGGGGCCAUCCAGGUGGGACCCUUCUCAGCGCAUGACCGCGGAGGAGGCAGCCCAACACCAGUGGCUUCAGAAGCCAAUGGAGACGCUAUGAUGGGCCGCGAAGCGCAUAAGGAGAGGUCCGUCCUUUUUGCCAUCAGGACCCAUGAGGAACCAGAUGCAGGUGCUGAGAACCAAGAGCAGCCUCACUGCCUGCCAGUGGAGAUCUGCUGGGGGGAGGGGGCCAGGUGGGCCGAUCAGGAGGCAGGCUAUGGCUGUUAUUGACCAAUCCGGAAGAUCCAACCACAAAAGUACAGCUCCUGUCUAAAACUGACAAGAAGAAGAGCAGGAAACCAACAUAAACCAGAUAAACUAGGUGAAGCCAAAAUUCUCUACGUUUGUUCAUUCCAAAUUUUUGUCAUUUGGCAGACAUUUUUAACAAAGCAACUUAUAAACAUGGCAAGAAUGCACCUAAAGAGCUAGGUGUAUGUAGGUACGAUCAUAUAAAUACACAAGGCACAUGCCUCAAGACCUACAUCAUAGAGGGAGAGAAAGUUUGGUAUUUUCUUGGUAAAUAUUUUUCUACUUCUUAAAAUAUUACCUCAUAAUGGAAAAGGGCUAUCUUU